Messenger RNA from Cajanus cajan (pigeon pea), 568 nucleotides. The record is from RefSeq and is a predicted model, not a curated record. NCBI's taxonomy places the organism in Eukaryota, Viridiplantae, Streptophyta, Magnoliopsida, Fabales, Fabaceae.
GUUGUUGGGGCUGCUUUGCAUGCUGAUGUGAUGAAGAGUGUGAAGUAUAUGGUGGAGCACUUGGUGAGGAGGAGCAGGGUGUUGUUAUAUCAAGGUGAGUAUGAUUUGAGGGAUGGUGUGGUUCAAACAGAGGUUUGGGUGAAGACAAUGAAAUGGGAAGGGAUUGAGGAGUUUCUGAAUGCUGAAAGGAAGAUAUGGAGGGUUAAUGGAGAGGUUGUUGGGUAUGUGCAAAAGUGGAAAUCUCUCACUAAUGUUGUGGUUUUGGGUGCUGGGCAUCUUUUGCCUACUGAUCAAGCUGUUAAUUCUCAAGCAAUGAUUGAAGAUUGGGUCUUACAAAGGGGUUUGUUUCAAAAUGUGUACAAGGAAAAGUCUAUAUUUGUUGUGUAAUGAUGAUUGAGCUUAGUCGUUAGUUAAAUUCGUCUAUGCAAAACUGAAUUUCAUGGUAAGGUGUCGAUGUGAAGAAUGUGUUGUUAAGCAAUUAGUGAGGAGGUUUCUUUUUUUCAUUUCGCAAUUUUCUUUUUGUUAUACAUGAUUGUGAUAUUAAUGAACUAGCUAUGAUUUUUUUUUC